AUGUCGAAGUCUGCUGGUCUCCUGCGGGCCUACGCGGUGCUGCGGCAGUUGGAGGUGCUGCGGCAACAAGACAUCCUCGACCCGCUGCCCAACGACACAGACACGGACGCCAGCAGCAGUGCAGUCCAUACAGAGGAUGAGAACAACACCCAAUACCCAUUAACGUACGGUACACAAUCAUUAGAAGAAGAAGAAGAAUAUAGAAAGAAAGAUGGUAUAUAUGUGAUAAGGGGUUCUUCACAAGAGGGUGUGAAAUCCCCAUCCCAUGAUGUUUCUCCACAUGAGAAGAGUAAAGUUUUACAACGCAUGUUGCAGGAUAUUGUAGAAUUACGCAAAAAGACAGUAAAAGUAAAAGAAACGAGAGAUGAUGAAAUUCAUCAACAAAAACAAAAAGAGUUAGAUAAAUUAGAGGAGAUGCGUAGACCUGUAGAGUACACAACAUAUGGAGAAAAUAGUCCAUUACCAGAGAAUCCAUCUUCUCGUUUGAUUUCUCCUUUAAAGGAUGAGGAAAACUAUUAUGACCAUAACAAUAGCAACAACAGGAAGAGAUAUGAUCAUCAUCAUUAUAUGAAUAAAAGUAAUCAUGAUGAUGAUGAUGAAAAUGUCUUCUUUGAUGAUCCAAGGUUUUCUACUCCUAGAGGAUUACCGCACGGUGUAAAGGAAAGAGAACACAACAAAAACCGCAAGAAUACAAAACCAUCACAUUAUACUACUAAAUCUAUGGAAGAGGGAGUUCAUACCGUUACUUUCUACGAAGUCCCUCCAUCCAAAGAUUCAGAGAAUAUAUUCACAUCACAUGAAUCACAACAUAGUUCACAUAAAAAAUCAAAACUUACGGUUAAUUCUCCAGUAGUGAGUGAUUAUGCCAAAUCUCUUAUUGAGCAACAUAGGAGUCGGAAAGAAAAACUCAUGCAUGAGAUUGCACAGAGAAAGGAACAACCACCACCAAUAAAGAAUAUGAAUAAUACGGAUUUACUUCAUCGCAUGGAGGCAACACCUCCAUCGGCUGCAAUUUCUCCUAUUACUCGUGUAGAUGAUGCUGAAGAAGCGUUUUCACCUUUCCCUAGUCAUCAAAUUGAUUUUGAUGAGAUGUGUGGAGAGAAUGAUAAUCAACCACUUAUAACAUAUCUUCAAGAACUUACCACGAUGGGUUCAGAAGAACUUCAGGAGGAACUUCACAAGAUGAAAAAUUGUGACGAUGAUGCCAAAAAGAAGAAUAAUAAAAACAAUAUCAAUACCAGUAGUGGUAGUAUCAGUAAUACUAAUACUACUACUAAUACUACUAAUAAAAUUAGUGAACUUCGUUGUCGAGAGUGGUUUGCCCUCACUGCCCUUGUAAAUUCACCAGAUACCAUUCGUCAUAUUAUUGUUCCACUGUUUCUAUCGGAAUUAACAGAAGAUAAUGAUACGAAUGAGUAUGAUAGUACUGACCCUAAUUCCCGUAUUUCACACAUCUUAUGUGCACUUAUUGGACUUGGAGAACUCGCUGCGGCCGCUUUACCAAUACUUCUAGAAAUGCUCAUGACACGACGUGGUGUUGCGAAACUUGUGGCUCUUGCUAUUCGUGCAGUGGGAGGCGAUGACGGUCUUCACGCACUGUGUCGAAUAGCACGAAAUAGAAAUGAUCCACAUAUUCGCUCCGCUGCGAUUUAUGGAGUGAGUACACUGGCGAAUCCAGUCUUGGGCAGUACAAAUGUAUAUUGUCUCAGUACGGCGGGAUUACGAAAUACCGUUGUAUUCUAUCAACCUCCAGUCCAAUCGGGAUAUGUAGAAAUCAAUAGUGAGAGCGGUGAACCACUGCGGGAAAUGUCAUUACAGCGUCCACCACCGUAUCGACCAACAGAUGUUUUCUUACAUGCAGAAACAGUUCGACAGCAAUUAUUACACUUCACCGCCUCUCGUCUGUUUCGCCGAUCUACACAUUCUUACGCCGUACUUCCAUUAGUUCUCCACAAUUUUACCAACGCGGCGGUGGAGGCAUCUCAACAAGAAGAGAUGCCACAGACGAUACUGAUAGCAUUACGUCGCUAUGCAAAUGAACUAGAUGAUAUUUCAUCUCUUCCACCUCGUGUAUUGCCCUUUUCAUAUGACCCACACUACAUUCAUCGUGAAGAUGAAUUAUUUGCUGUGGAGGAAACACUCAUGACUGUACUGUUAGACCCGCACACACCGCCGUGUGUGAUGGAGCAGUCACUUGUCUCACUGGCCUCACUCCCGGAUUUCGCCACCACACACGUGGCACCGGCGCUGUUGGAUUUUGUCGUGCAUUGUGUCUCUCGCUUUGAACAGCAUUGUGUGGAUGUGAAUCAUAAUAGUGUAGAUGGAGAAUAUACAGAUAAACAGUGUAGGCUUACGAGCAAGGAUAAACAUUCAAAAGAGAAAACCAAGGAUAAUGACAAGGAGGGAGGAGGAAGAGGAGAAGAAGAAGAGGAAAAAGAAAAAGAAAAAGAAGUGGAGGUGGAGGAGGGAAUUGCUGUGGAUGUGGCUGUUCUCGUUGCUGGUCUCGUCGCAUUGGGUCGAAUUGUGCGAAGUGAAGGAACACCGCCAAUCGUGACGGACACCGCCUGUGAAGUGUUAAUACACAAUUUAGUCGCAUUGCCAGUUAGAGUGCGGCAUGCCGCCUGUAUUGGUCUGGGUGAAAUCGGUGCCAUGUCCAACAAAACAGAACUCAUGGCACAAGCAUUGAAUGAUUGUUUGAAUGAUAGUGUGAUGAAUCAUGAAACCGUCGCAUGGGCACUCGCACGAUUGGGACAACCAGGAGUUUCUCUCUUAUUGGACCGAAUUACACAUGAAGAACAUUCGCAAAAUAUUAAAAUAGGUGGUGUAGCUCUUCCAAUGUCAAUACGUCUGAUGUGUGUACGUGCAUUGGCGACUAUUGAUAUACCAGUGGUCUCUCUUGGUGUUCCUCUUGUGGCUUCUCAACUACGAGAGAUGUUAGUACAACGACUCGGCAUGAUCGUUGCGGCAAAUAAGAUGGAAGAAAAUAUUCUGCUUGAAUGCGUCUAUGCAAUCGCAGAAAUCAUCGGUAAUCCCAAUAAUAAUAAUAAGAAUAGUAGUAGUAGUAGUGGUAAGAAUAAUGUUAUUGCCUCUAGGAAUGGUGAUUCUGCUGCUAUGGUUUCUUUUUCUGGAAAAUUCCAUGAUGAGGCUGCAGUGUAUUACCGCAAUGAAGUACCAAAUGAGGCGUUUGAGGUGUUAAAAUCACUUUUAGAGUCUUCAAAUCUUCCCUUUUCUGUACAACAGGCAUUAUUCUAUUCACUCUGCGCCUACGGUGGUGCACAUGGCGAACUAUACACUUCUCAAACAGCUAUUCAGAGCCCAAUUGUACUCUCACGGGCUGCCGCAACCUUUGGCCUGCGUGCCUGUGGUGGGAAAGUGAUUCGUACACUUGCAGUGGCAUUAAAUGAUGAGGCUGUAGAGGUACGUCUUGAGGCAUUUGAUACAUUAACCGCUAUUGGGGUGGAUCCUAUAUUAACAGUACUGCGUACACGUCCUCAUCAGCACACACGACAAGUAAUUGCUGCGCUAAGGGAUUGUUUAUUGCGUGAUAUUGGCCGAAAUGCUAAAAGGCAAGUAGCGCAAGAAUUGUAUACAGCAAUAACACAGUAUAGAACGCUGUAG
Molecule: messenger RNA, 3618 nt
Organism: Trypanosoma theileri
Lineage: Eukaryota; Euglenozoa; Kinetoplastea; Trypanosomatida; Trypanosomatidae
Product: serine/arginine repetitive matrix protein 1
Exons: 1
Coding region: 1-3618 (1205 amino acids)
Source: RefSeq, a predicted model, not a curated record